UCUACAAGUUGUGGAUUUCUUGUAAGAGAUUCCAUUUCUCCUUUUUGCCCUUUGGUGGGACCUGAGAGAGACCAGCUGUUCCAGGAGAGCGUGUUUUCAGCGGGGUUUCUCGAGCCCUGUGGUCUCAAGAAUCGGGACUAUGUAUUUGUUUAGCUGUUCACGUGUUGCUGCGGAAUGUCAAGGAGAAAUUGGGGUCCUGAACCCAGAUCUGGAGAGCAGAGCAUAAAAUAAUGUUUACAUACGGGAAUGAGGAUGAGCUUUGGGUUGACUUUCAGGACAGCAAAAGGCCGCUGGCUGGUGAACCUCAGCCGGCAGUGCUCACAUGGAUCCACUGGGUUAUUUGUGCCACCAAGUCCUCCUCUGGACCCUGAGAAAGUCAAAGAGCUACAGCGCUUCAUCACCCUUUCCAAAAGACUCCUAGUGAUGACAGGGGCAGGAAUCUCCACUGAGUCGGGGAUCCCAGACUACAGGUCAGAAAAGGUGGGACUUUAUGCCCGCACUGACCGGAGGCCCAUCCAGCAUGGGGAUUUUAUACGGAGUGCUCCAAUCCGCCAGAGGUAUUGGGCGAGAAACUUUGUGGGCUGGCCCCAGUUCUCCUCCCACCAACCUAACCCUGCACACUUGGCUUUGAGCAACUGGGAGAGACUCGGCAAGCUGUACUGGUUGGUGACCCAAAAUGUGGAUGCCUUGCACACCAAGGCAGGGAGUCAGCGCCUGACAGAACUCCAUGGAUGCAUGCACAGGGUCCUCUGCUUGCAUUGUGGUGAACAGACUCCCCGCGGGGUGCUGCAGGAGCGGUUCGAGGUCCUGAACCCCACCUGGAGUGCCGAGGCCCACGGCCUGGCUCCCGAUGGCGAUGUCUUUCUCACAGAGGAGGAGGUCCAGAACUUUCAGGUCCCGUCCUGUGCUCGAUGUAGAGGCCCCCUGAAACCAGAUGUCGUUUUCUUCGGGGACACAGUGAGCGCUGACAAGGUUGACUUUGUACACAGGCGUGUCAAGGAAGCCGACUCCCUCUUGGUUGUGGGAUCGUCCUUGCAGGUGUACUCUGGUUACAAGUUUAUCCUCACUGCCUGGGAGAAGAAGCUACCCAUUGCAAUACUGAACAUUGGGCCCACACGGUCGGAUGGCUUGGCAUGUCUAAAACUGGAUUCUCGUUGUGGAGAGUUGCUGCCUUUAAUAGACCCACACUGACCACAGCCUGAUGUUCCUGCGCCGGAAACUGGAAUUUCCACUUGAAUCCUGCUGCUAAAGAUCCCUAAGAAUUCAUCCCUUCUUCCUCAAACUAAUGGAAGCUCACUGAGGGCAGCCUGUGGAGGGCAGCAAACCAACAUCUCUCUGCCAGCCUGUCUCUGAACUGGGCCGGUUUCAGAGCCAAGCAGUUAAGUUCUUCAGGCUGAUGAGAUUUGCCCCUGAAGAAAGACUUUUUCAGAGCAGCAGCUUCUCUUGAUAGGAAAACUGCUUUCUCUUCCUUUUUACCUCCCCAGGUAGAAGAAAUGGCCCGGUUAAUAUGUAGGCCAGAAUGGUCUUUGGAGUGCUAAUGUAGGGAUUUCACUAAUGUAGGGUGUAAGGGGAGAAGGAAAUGACUUAAUUUAUAAUCUCAAAUGCUUAAAUGUUUUUAACUGAAGCAUUCUGAUACAUUUUUUUUUUUUGAAAAGAUGAGCAAUGGUAUGAAUGAAUUUUUUUUAACCAAGGAAUAAAGGAAUCUUUUUAAUAACA
Messenger RNA from Equus quagga, 1716 nucleotides. RefSeq names its product sirtuin 4 (gene SIRT4). Lineage: Eukaryota; Metazoa; Chordata; Mammalia; Perissodactyla; Equidae. The coding region runs from base 247 to 1191 and encodes 314 amino acids. The record is from RefSeq and is a predicted model, not a curated record. Gene Ontology annotation, molecular function: NAD-dependent protein lysine deacetylase activity; NAD+ binding. The transcript has 5 exons.